This is a messenger RNA of Iphiclides podalirius (scarce swallowtail), 198 nucleotides long. Lineage: Eukaryota; Metazoa; Arthropoda; Insecta; Lepidoptera; Papilionidae. The record is from the annotation of a GenBank genome assembly.
AUGACACCAUUGAUUAUAUGGAUCAGGGUUUCAGCUUACAAGAAAAUGCUGAAUGCUCAUGUGGGAGCAGUAAUACCAAAAACAAUUGUUAUCCAACAAAUGUCGAAGAAGGUGAAGCCUGCUCUGGACGUGGAAACUGUGUCUGUGGCCGUUGCAUAUGCGAUCCAAAUCCAGACCCUAAGCACCCAUCUAAGCAAA